Molecule: messenger RNA, 502 nt
Organism: Funneliformis mosseae
Lineage: Eukaryota; Fungi; Glomeromycota; Glomeromycetes; Glomerales; Glomeraceae
Source: the annotation of a GenBank genome assembly
AACAUUUUAUGAUGAUAUGGUUGAAUCUUUUUUGAAUAAUCCUACAACUUGGUAUCUUGUUAAUACAAAACUACCACCUUAUGUCCAUGGCAUUACUAUUCUCGCCUGCUCUUCAAAUAAAACAUAUUACAAAGAAUUUUGCAAAAUGUUAAAGUUAACAAUAAGAUACAUGCCUAUUUGGAGUUGGAAUGAAAUUGUAAAAUGUCAAAAUCUACUUUAUACUGAUAUUAUUGGUAGUGAGUUGGUAAAAUGUUACAAUCAUUGGAGUGGUAUUCCAAGAUUUGUAUUGGAGAAAGCUGGAGAUCCAUCACAGAAUCUGUUAUUAAAACAAGCAAUAGUAAGCAUUAGUUUAGAAAAAUGCUUACAAAGUAUUAGUAAACUUGAUAGUAAAGAAGACACUAGCUAUCGGAUUCUCCAUAUAACCACCUCUGAUUAUAUAUACACAAUAAUACAAUUUGCAACUAUCUAUAUUGCUGAAAAGAUUGUUGCUUAUUUUGUUUAA